AAAAUGAUUUUUUUAAACAGAAAAGUAAACGUGUAAAUGGGAAAAUCUACAAAACCACUGGAAGCACGGUUUCCUGUCUGUGUGGCAGCCGGGAAAUAUGCAUUCCCAUCCUGACCCUCCGUGAACAGCAGGCAGUUGAAUGAUCACCAAGAACCGGCGUACAUUCUUUCGGAUUGUAACGGAACCGCUGGUUCGUGUUCGAAUGUUUGCCAGUAAGGCGCAAUCAUCUCUGCGCAAACGCGCGAGCUUCCGGUUCUUGUCAGGCCGUCUCCCGGAUCGCCUGGUAAUGGUGCUUACGAUGGUGUUGGCACCAGGCGCCGAAGAAUCACGCCCGAGUUCCCGGUCAGCAGCAGCACGAUGGAUACCCUUCCGAGUAUUCGUAAUGCCAUCAACGAUCCCAACCAGUGCCGGCUCUGCAUGCGUGUCUGCGAGGACAGUUUCCUGGAGCACAUCUUUUCCGAUGAGGAGUACAGCAUCGCGCACCAGAUAUUCGAAUGUACCUCGAUACGGGUCACGAAGCAGGAUAACCUGACGAAGAUCUGUAAAAAUUGUGCCUCGUUGCUUUUCCUCACCACCGAGUUUCGGAAUGCGUGCUUCAAGACAAACCGGCUGCUGAUGGAGGACUUCGUUAUCAUGGAACUUGGCGAUUGGGCUUCGGACGCUAACCGGCUGCUGCUGCGCGAAUGUGAAAGCUUCAUCGUGCGCCACCGAGAGCAGGUGGACUACGUGUACGCCAGUAUCGUGACCGAUAGCGAUCCGUGUCUGGACGGUUCGCUCGAGCUGGGCACCGAGCUGUUUCGUGCAGAACGGAACUCGCCAGCACAGCGUGAUUGUGGUGACGAGCCGGUUCGUCGUCUGGAAGCGGUGGCGCCGCUAGUGCCCGAGGAACCCGACCCGGAAAUACUGAUGGAGAUUUCUAAAUUCCUGGAAGAGCAAGCACCGGACCCGGAGCCAGCGAAUUGCCAUGGGCACGGUCACACUGAGACACGGUGCAUCCUCUGCCGAAGCCUGAGCGAGCAAGGUAGUACGCUGACGCAAAGGCAGCUCGAUACGCUUCGACUGCACAAGCUGACCGUCCCGAGUGUGGAUUUUGCCGAGUGCUUUGUUUGCGAGCAUUGCUGUCUGUUGCUGGAUAUCAUGGAGAGCUUUCGGAAGAUGUUUGUGGUCGCGCAAAGCACGGCACGGCACGGAGAUGUGGACGUUCACGUGAAACCGUCCUUAGAAGGCUUACCGGCGCAUGCAAAGGCACUGCUGCAAGUGAUGAAACAGAAGCAAGAGGCUUACACGAGACACGAAAGCGUGGUCGAGCAGACGGUAACCGAAAGCGACAGGCCAGCCGAUUCGUUGUCGCCGAUCGAGAAGCGAAAAUCUAAGCGCUCAAGCGAGCCCUGUAAGCGGGCAAAGGUUACGUGCCACAUCUGUGGUAAGCAGUAUGACAGCUGGCGGCUACAGACGCAUCUCAACGAGCAUGAUAAUGUUCGGCCGUACGUGUGUGACCAGGCGGGAUGCACCAGCGCCUUCACCGGGCUUGUCUUUCUCAACCGGCACAAGAAGCUAUGGCACACGGACUACUACUACGCGGUGUGUGGCGUAUGUGGAAAACAGUGUAAAACACAAGGCAUCUACCAGACGCACCUGUCAUAUCACGAAGAACCCAAACUGCCCUGUACCAUCUGUGGUAAGCUGAUGCGGAAUAAGCGUGCCAUCUGGAAACACAUGAAAACGCACAGUAACGAUCGGAAGCACGUGUGCACGGUUUGCAACAAGCGGUUCACGAUCGCGUACACGCUGCGCGUGCACAUGCGCAUCCAUACCAACGAGAAACCGUACCCGUGCGGUCAGUGCGACAAGCGAUUUCAGUACAAGUGUCUGCUAAAAUCGCACCACCGAAAGCACCACGAGGAGGCGCUGCGCAUGGAAUAGUG
Anopheles darlingi is the source of this 1925-nucleotide messenger RNA. RefSeq names its product zinc finger protein 184-like. Gene Ontology annotation, cellular component: nucleus; chromosome. Gene Ontology annotation, molecular function: chromatin insulator sequence binding; zinc ion binding. The coding region runs from base 358 to 1923 and encodes 521 amino acids. The transcript has 4 exons. Lineage: Eukaryota; Metazoa; Arthropoda; Insecta; Diptera; Culicidae. Gene Ontology annotation, biological process: regulation of transcription by RNA polymerase II. The record is from RefSeq and is a predicted model, not a curated record.